AUGAGUAGCAUCGAUGAAGUUGUAAAGCUUAUCGAAAAUUUAUAUUCACCAAACCCAACGGUAGAUGUUAAUCAAACACAACUGACAUUACAAUCCUUACAAAAAUCAAAUGAUGGAUCACGUUUAGCAGUUGAAUUAUUAUCCGUUUCAAGCAAUUUUAGCCCAAAUGUCAAAUAUUUCGGUGCUUUGACUUUAACUGUGCAACUUAAUACAGCUCAGGAAAAUAGUGCAAACUGGAACCUUCUCAAAUAUAAUCUGAAUUAUCUAAUCCAAUAUUCUGCAUUAUAUGCAUCUAAUCCAAGCCAUCAUGGUAGUCUAUUUAUCACUAUCAAGAAAUUAAUGUCAAAUCUGUCGUUGAUUUUUAUGAACAUUAAUGACAGUGAAAAUGACAACGAGCCAGAAAACUUGUUGACUUCAUGGAGUAACCCUCUAGAUACUUUUGUCACUUUAUUAUCUGCUUAUAAUGGCUCUCCAGAACAAAUCAAUGAUGAUCAGUUAGUUCAGCAGGCCAUCCAACAUGUCGUACCAUACAAUGAUCUCAUUAAUUUCAUAUCAACGUCUCCAAGCUUUAACGAAUUGUUACUCAUUUUGGCAGAGAUUAUUGUGGAAGAUUUAACAAAAUAUCAAUCUAUGAGGCAUUCUAUGAGCAAAAUUCAUGAAUUAGUUCACUCUAAAUUAUAUGUCACUGCCAUGGCAUUGUUAAACUUCAACCUAAUCAACCAUAUUACUAACAAUAAGAUGACUGAUGUUAUAUUCAAUGCAGUUAGUGCAUGGAUAAACUACGUGUCAAUGACAAGAGCAACAAAUAAUAGAAUGGAUUUAUCAGAACUAUUCCAAAACUUAUUGAAUGUUAUGUUAAACUCGAAUGAAGAGGUUGAUGGUUUUAUUAAUGGUGAAAAAGUAAUCUCAGUGUUGGGUAAUGUGUUCAGUAAUGAUCCUACUUUAAUGAAUUUCGAUUUACGUUCUCAGGUUGAAGUUAUCUUCCUUGGAGUUUCUAGAACAAGUGAUCAAAGUGAUGCAACAAAAAAUGGCUGGAUGUUACAGUACAUGAAUCAUCUAGUUACUAACGAAAUGACUUCAGCACUGAAGGAUCUAGCCAUAUGUAUUGUGGAUUUUUUACAAGUAAACACAUUAGAUCUUUGUAAUAAAUUAUUCACAAACAUUUCUACUGUUCAUAUUUCAAUUACACAACAGUAUAUUAAAGUUCUAUUACAGUUGACAAAUUUUCCGCUCAUCCCUGUCAUUCAGGAGUUCUUUUCAGUGAAGAUGGCCGACUUUUGGGCCGAUUUAGCAGAUUCAUUCAUUAAUCUGGCUCCUGAAACGUUGUCACCAAAUGCCUCUCAAAUUGCAAUUGAUAUUUUCCAACAAGCGGUAAAUAUUUAUUUACCGAAGGUUUCCUUAUUGAAUAAACAGAAGAUUCUCGAUGAAAAUGAUAUUUCUAUGGUCCAUGAAUUUGACGACUUCAGAAAUGCCGUUGUCGACCUUUCUCAAUCAUUAUGGAAUAUCCUCGGUAACGAGCAUUUGGCGAAUGUUUUGAUGGACGGUAUUGGUAACAACGAUGUUUCAGGCACAAAUGAUCUCAAUGUUUUCUAUCAAAUCGAAUCAAUGGGCUUUUUAUUGAACGCUCUACUGACAGAUAUGUCAUUAGGCCAAAGUCCAUGGCUUGUUGGUAGAUUAAACAAGAAUAGAUUUUUUGUAAAAAAUAUUAUACUCCAAUUCAACACAGGAGUUUUCAACUUUCAUACCUAUUUGAACUGUGAUGCACAUCCUAAUUACAAUUUAAUAAAACUAGAUUUCAUUAGGACUUCAACGAACCUGAUGGCAACUUUAGCAGAUUAUUUCAAAAGUGACCCAACCGACCUAAGCUUCUGCAUUGAAGCGUUAUUCCAAGGAUUGGAAAGUUGUACAUCUCAAAACAAUCCAAAUCCAGUUCAGAAAGAAUAUAAUGAUAAAAUGGAAGUUCUUAUCAUCAAGACUAUUACUACUGUAUGUGAGAAGUGUAGGGAGCAAUUAACACAAUACUUGAUGCAUUUUGUUGGGGUUUUGAAUACCUUAACGAGACCUGAUUCAAAUGUUUCUACCUUUACAAGAGGUAAACUGACCAGAUCGAUUGGGUACAUAGUUGAGUGCAUGGUAUCUCAGGGUCCCGAAGAGCAAGCCAAAUAUAUUGUGGAGAUACUAAACUCGAUUGAAAACUUUAUCAAUCAAUGUCUUUCUUUGUCUCAGCAAAAUAAAGAACAAAAAGAAUACAUUCAUAACCUAUUGAGUUGUAUAUCUGAAUUAGGUUCCUCAUUAAUUCAUCCGGAUGAAAUACAAAAUGAAGGAUUAAUUCAAAGGUUACCAGAAUUCCAUAACUAUUGGUUAAAUGAUCCAUUACAGUGUCGCCCAAAAUUACUAAGUUUGCUAGAUAGAGUUUUGACGCAUCCUGCAUACGGUAAAGAUUCAAGUUUUAUCGAAGUAAGUUGUUUAAUAUUGGGAAAAACAUUAGGGUUACCAGAUGAUGAGCCACAUUUUUUGAAAUAUUCGAUGCAAGAUAUCAUGAACUUCAUUUUAAGACAUAUUCAAUCAUGUGAGUUAACUACUUCCUUACCUUUUUUCGUUUAUUUGCUUGAAAAACUUCUCAUCCAAUUCAAGACACAAUUAUCAUCAGGAGAAAUUGAUUUCCUUUUCGAUAAGAUAUUUUUGCAAUUCUAUUCCCAAUAUAUUCAAAAUGAUCCUGAUCUUUUACAGACCAUGAUAAACUUUUCUAUAACUGUGCUAGAGACAAGCCCAUCUCUCAUAAUCAACUCAUCACAUUGGACUUCGUUCAUUUUACCCACCUUUUUAAGGUUAUUACCUUCACAUGAAAAAUUUACUGUCGUAGCUGUCACCAAAUUUUGGUCAAAAGUAAUUAAUAAUAAGAAAUAUUCCCAGCAAGACUUAGAAUUAACAAGGAGUCAGAUUCUUUCAAGAGGUCAAGAGUUAACUUACCACACAAUGUAUGGACUAUUUCACACACAAAGGUCAGAUAUAAAUAGUUAUACUGAAUUAAUUAGGUCAUUGGUUGCAAAAUUCCCUAUGGAAACAAAAAAUUGGUUAAUUAUUACUUUACCUCAACUAUGUGAUAAUGCAUUGGCUCACGAGAAGUUUAUCAGUAAAUUAUUUGUGACCAGAGGUAGUAGAGCUGCUGGAAACGUUAUUUUGAAUUGGUGGUUAGAGUGUAGCUCUUUACCCAGUUAUAACAAUUGA
Kazachstania africana CBS 2517 is the source of this 3228-nucleotide messenger RNA. It is a transcript of the gene KAP122, whose product is annotated as Kap122p. The transcript has a single exon. The record is from RefSeq and is a predicted model, not a curated record. Gene Ontology annotation, cellular component: nuclear membrane; cytoplasm. NCBI's taxonomy places the organism in Eukaryota, Fungi, Ascomycota, Saccharomycetes, Saccharomycetales, Saccharomycetaceae. The coding region runs from base 1 to 3228 and encodes 1075 amino acids. Gene Ontology annotation, biological process: protein import into nucleus.